UCGUGCAGAAUGGCGUCAGGUUGUUAUCUCUCAACCGUCGUAAGCUUAAAUUGCCGCCAGCGGCACAGUUGCUGUCCAAAUACAAUUCAAAUAUGCCUUCAAAUUCUCCGAUCAGAACUGUCGCAGUCAUCGGCGCUGGGCCAUCCGGCCUAUCAGCUGUAAAAGCACUAGAUGAAGAGAAGGCUUUUGACACAAUCCGUGUGUUUGAAAGAAGAGACAGAGUUGGUGGAACCUGGCUGUACGAUGAGAUUCCUGACACAUUCAAUUCGACCUUGGUCUCGCCGCAGCACAACGAGGUCCCCUCGCAAUUACCUACCUUCACGCCUCCCGCACCAGAGGAUCCAACAACAAGGACAGGAUUGUAUCAGUACCUCGACAGCAAUGUUGGUGCCGCUGUAAUGGAAUUUACUUACGCAUCGAUUCCAAAGAUCAAUUCAGCCCUGUCAGUGCGACGAUUCGGCCAUGCAAACCCAACCCGACCUUGGAAAGUCGUUGCUGAUUACCUGGAAGACAUUUUUGCGAAGCAUCUGUACCGAGUCUCAUUCAACACCACUGUCGAAAGUAUUCGCAAAAAUAUAGAGACCGGUAAAUGGGACAUUGUGCUGCGGCAGUCGGAUGUCCGCUUUAAGGGCCAAGGUUACGAUUACUGGUGGACCGAGAGUUUUGACGCUGUGGUUGUCGCGACAGGCCAUUACAGUGUGCCAUAUAUCCCGAAAAUUCCAGGCAUCGAAGAAUGGUACAAACGCUGGCCUGAUCGUCUCCAGCAUUCAAAACAGUUCCGCAGCCGGGAUGCAUACGUUGACAAGUCCGUUGUUGUAGUUGGUGGCAGCGUGUCUGCGAGCGACUUCGUGCUUGACACAUACAAAUCUGUCCGUGGUUCGUUGAUUAUAGCGCAGCGAGGCGAGAAUGCGAACCCGGCACUCGAUGAUGUUUGGAAACUGCCUGGCGUCACCAAAAAGCCGACGAUUUCGCGCUUUACGCUUGAAAAUGAUGGAACGGUCGAGUUCAGUGAUGGAAGCUGGAUAUCUGGUGCUGACGUGGACGUCGUCUACUUUGCCACAGGAUACAGGCUAUCUUAUCCCUUUCUCGAACCCAACCCCGUCACCGCAAAGAACCGACUGGCAGGUUUCUAUCAGCACACUUUCAACGUUGCCGAUCGAUCGCUUGCAGUCGUGGGUCAGAUCCGCGCUGCUCUCUCAUUCCGCGCAUACGAGUAUCAGGCUGUGGCUGUAGCCCGUGUACUUGCUGGUCGCGGCACCUUACCAUCCACCGCUGAGCAAACCAAAUGGGAGGAAGACCGAAUCAAGCGCUUAGGUCCGACGCACAUCUUCCAUACUAUUGCACCGGAUUUCGCGGAGUACUUUGAUACGCUGAGAACGAUUGCUGGGCCUCCAGCGGAGGGAUCUGAGGCUUACGAGCUGCCACCGUGGGAAGAUGAGUGGGCGAAGAAGGGUUUCGGAGUAUUGGAGCUGAAGGGCGAGUAUGUGAAACGGAUACAGGCGAAGGAGAAACUCCUUGCCAAGCUGUAGAUCGUGCAUCUUGGAUAAGUAGCCACUGCAAGAAUAAGCUCAUAAUUAUUUCCUGUUCAUAUUACCCUUCUUGGUCUGAAGUUUAUUGUUGCUGACAGAGCUCAGGAAAGGUCUGACUCUCACACACCGGCAGGCCUGACAUCUUGCUUACGGUGACCUUCCCGAACAGGUAUAUGUGUUUGGACAUUGCCACUUGGGAUGUGAUAACUGAUUAUCAGUACGGCCGUUAGAUGUGGGCUGCACAAAGGCCAAGAGCUGGUCUAGUCGCUUGGUGGGUUUGAAGAUGACGCGUGUUCAUUUUCUAUUCAGCAGACUGUCUCUGUCUCGUACACAACUCACCGAUACAACACCGAGUUCGUAAGGUGAUGAGUAUCAAAUAUAAUAGAGAUUCGCUAUCGUAAACUCAGGUCUUUG
Boeremia exigua is the source of this 1943-nucleotide messenger RNA. RefSeq names its product putative dimethylaniline monooxygenase. The transcript is spliced from 2 exons. Gene Ontology annotation, molecular function: N,N-dimethylaniline monooxygenase activity; NADP binding; flavin adenine dinucleotide binding. NCBI's taxonomy places the organism in Eukaryota, Fungi, Ascomycota, Dothideomycetes, Pleosporales, Didymellaceae. The coding region runs from base 93 to 1529 and encodes 478 amino acids. The record is from RefSeq and is a predicted model, not a curated record.